Fusarium odoratissimum NRRL 54006 is the source of this 564-nucleotide messenger RNA. RefSeq lists its product as uncharacterized. Gene Ontology annotation, molecular function: thiamine pyrophosphate binding; carboxy-lyase activity. The record is from RefSeq and is a predicted model, not a curated record. The transcript has 3 exons. The coding region runs from base 1 to 564 and encodes 187 amino acids. Lineage: Eukaryota; Fungi; Ascomycota; Sordariomycetes; Hypocreales; Nectriaceae.
AUGCAUGCCUAUGCAACAGUUACUCAAGCUGGUCUAGACAACCCCAGAACCAGCGCGGAGAAGAUCGACGAGACAUUAAAGCAGUAUCUUCUCUACAGUCGGCCGGUUUACAUCGAGGUUCCUGUUGACAUGGUUGUCAAGCCUGUCUCACGCCUCAGACCGGAAUCACCCAGCGUUACUUCUGAGGGCGAGAAAGAUGAAGCUUCUGACGCAGUCUUCCGACUUGUACUACAGAAAACAGUCCUCUUCAUCGGUGAAGGCAGCUUCCAGAUGACUGUUCAAGAAAUCACUAGCAUUGUUCGCCACAGUCUCGACGUAACCAUCUUCGUCAUCAACAACGACGGGUGCCCGAUCGAUAGGUCUACUCACGGACGUUUAUUUGGCGCCAAGGAGGUUAUUUAUACUAGGUCUGCAAAGACAUGGCGAGAUUUGAAGCAUGUGCUAGAGGACGAGGGAUUGUUGAGGGGUAAGGAACUCAGGAUGGUUGAGAUUUUCUUGGGUCGUGAAGAUUUCCCCAAGGGUCCUUUACUUCACUACCUCGAGGCUCAAAGGCAGGCGGAGUAG